AUGGCAGGGUCGAUCAAAAUCUCCUCGCCCUCGCACUUCACCGAGCUGCUGGCGGGCUCCAAACUGGUUAUUGCACAAUUCUACUCCGAGAACUCGGUUCCCUCCCAACAAGUCGCCGACGUGUUUGAGCAAAUGUCAGGCGCCUUCUCGCGCCCCAAGCUAGUCGCCUUCGUCAAGAUCGACACCGAGCAGCAGAAAGACGUAGCCCAGGCUUACCGCGUCACCUCCGUGCCGACCUUCAUCAUCUUCCGCAAUGGCAAGCUCGCCGACCGCGUCCAGGGCUCCGAUCCCCAGAAGCUUCAAUCGGUACUCAACAAGCUCAGCGAGGAGGUCGAGAACAUCAGCAAGGGGAAGAGCGGCGAGGCCAGCGGGAGCGGGAGCGGGAGUGGCAGCGCUUCCACCGGCCCGAACUGGAAGGGCGCCGCGCUCCCGAGGGGAUAUACCGACGUUACCGAUCAGAUUGAGGUGCGGCAUUGCGAGCUGUUGAAUGUUGACCCGGAUGUGGGGAGCGUACGGGUCCUAUUCGAUACGGCGAAGCCGAGCGCGUUAUCGGGGGGGAAGAGCACCGCGGCUAAGGACUGGGUGGAGAGUGAUACGGAUGAGCAGUUGUUGCUCUUCAUGCCUUUUCAGUCCGCGCUGAAGCUCCACACACUACAGAUCACUUCUAUCCCUCCUAGCGGCGAUGACGACGAGGAUGACGAGGACGAAGACGAUGUUCCCCUACGCCCGCGGACGAUCAAGCUUUUUACGAACAAGCCUCACAACCUAGGGUUCGACGAAGCGGAAGACCUGAGUGCCACGCAAGAAAUUGAAAUCUCCGAGGAUGACUGGAACGCCGAUGGGACUGCGAACAUCCCCCUGAGGUUUGUCAAGUUCCAGAACAUCACCAGCCUCGUGCUGUUCGUUGUGGAUGGAGAUGGGGAUGGCGAAAAGACGAGGCUGGAUAGGUUGAGGUUGAUUGGAGAGGCUGGUGAGAAGCGGGAGAUGGGGAAGUUGGAGAAGAUCGGGGACGAGCCUGGCGAGUAG
Dichotomopilus funicola is the source of this 1026-nucleotide messenger RNA. RefSeq names its product PITH domain-containing protein. NCBI's taxonomy places the organism in Eukaryota, Fungi, Ascomycota, Sordariomycetes, Sordariales, Chaetomiaceae. The record is from RefSeq and is a predicted model, not a curated record. The transcript has 3 exons. Gene Ontology annotation, cellular component: cytosol. Gene Ontology annotation, molecular function: protein-disulfide reductase activity. Bases 1 to 1026 code for a protein of 341 amino acids.